CAGUAUCUGGAGCAGUUGGGGUGGGCAGGCCCAGUUGGGAGGCGAGCGGGAGAGGAGAACUGCCGCGAUGCGAGAAUGCAUAUCAGUCCAUGUGGGUCAAGCAGGAGUUCAGAUUGGCAAUGCCUGCUGGGAGCUCUUCUGCCUGGAACACGGCAUCCAGGCUGAUGGCACUUUUGGUGUCCAGGCCAGCAAGAUCAAUGAUGAUGACUCCUUCACCACCUUUUUCAGCGAGACUGGCAAUGGGAAGCAUGUGCCCCGGGCUGUCAUGGUAGACCUGGAGCCUACUGUUGUGGAUGAGGUUCGGGCAGGAACCUACCGCCAGCUCUUCCAUCCAGAGCAGCUGAUCACAGGAAAGGAAGAUGCAGCUAACAACUACGCCAGGGGCCAUUACACAGUGGGCAAGGAGAGCAUCGACCUGGUGUUGGACCGCAUACGGAAGCUGACAGAUGCCUGCUCUGGCUUGCAGGGCUUCCUGAUCUUCCACAGUUUUGGUGGGGGCACUGGCUCUGGCUUCACUUCUCUGCUGAUGGAACGCCUCUCUCUGGAUUACGGCAAGAAGUCCAAGCUGGAGUUUGCUAUUUACCCGGCCCCACAGGUGUCCACUGCAGUGGUGGAGCCCUACAACUCCAUCCUGACCACGCACACCACAUUGGAACAUUCAGAUUGUGCUUUCAUGGUGGACAAUGAAGCCAUCUAUGACAUCUGCCGCAGGAACCUAGACAUUGAACGCCCUACCUAUACCAACCUCAACCGCCUCAUCAGCCAAAUUGUGUCCUCCAUUACUGCCUCUCUCCGCUUUGAUGGGGCCCUCAAUGUGGACCUCACUGAGUUCCAGACUAACCUGGUACCCUACCCUCGCAUCCACUUCCCUCUGGUCACCUAUGCGCCCAUCAUUUCUGCCGAAAAAGCCUAUCAUGAACAGCUCUCUGUGGCGGAGAUAACCAGCUCCUGCUUUGAGCCCAACAGCCAGAUGGUGAAGUGUGACCCGAGACAUGGCAAAUACAUGGCCUGCUGCAUGCUCUACCGGGGGGACGUGGUGCCCAAGGAUGUGAAUGUUGCUAUUGCUGCCAUAAAGACCAAGAGGACCAUCCAGUUUGUAGACUGGUGUCCCACAGGCUUCAAGGUGGGCAUCAACUAUCAGCCACCCACCGUGGUGCCAGGAGGGGACCUGGCCAAAGUCCAGCGGGCUGUGUGCAUGCUGAGCAACACUACGGCAAUUGCAGAGGCUUGGGCCCGCCUGGACCACAAGUUUGACCUCAUGUAUGCCAAGCGGGCCUUUGUGCAUUGGUAUGUUGGAGAAGGAAUGGAAGAAGGAGAAUUUUCCGAGGCCAGGGAGGACCUGGCUGCCCUGGAGAAGGAUUAUGAAGAAGUGGGGACUGAUUCAUUUGAAGAAGAAAAUGAAGGGGAGGAAUUUUAAAUAUACAUGUUCCCCUUGGCUGUGUCUCUUUAUUUAUGCCACUCCUGUCAAAGCAUAUUCAACUACUCCAAGAGUAACAGAUUAUAUUCUCAACCCCAGGCUGACUUCUGUCUUAUGUAAGAGAAGGAGUGUCUGGGCCAAAAAUGGAGGCUGAGCUCUGGCAUACCAUUUCUUAGGUAAUAGCAGCUUUGUGCCACCGAAGAAACUGAGGGUCACUGUCUCUGGGUUAGAAUGAAGACAAGUUAUAUAUGUUAGGAGGCCUAAUCGAAGUUUUAAUUCCUGCUUGGGCUAGGUCCAACCCCAAACUGAGCCUGCUGACUGCAGAAUGGUAGAACAUUUUGGGAAAGGAAAUAUCUAGGCACUGGGAAGAUUCUGGAUAGGGAGUUAGCAUUAGUUCUCAUUAAUGGGUCUGUAGCAUGGGCCAGGCACCAUUAGACUUAUCACAUGUUCAUUCA
Molecule: messenger RNA, 1872 nt
Organism: Orycteropus afer afer
Lineage: Eukaryota; Metazoa; Chordata; Mammalia; Tubulidentata; Orycteropodidae
Source: RefSeq, a predicted model, not a curated record